Camelina sativa (false flax) is the source of this 1500-nucleotide messenger RNA. RefSeq names its product mitochondrial carrier protein MTM1. Gene Ontology annotation, biological process: mitochondrial transmembrane transport. Gene Ontology annotation, cellular component: mitochondrion. The record is from RefSeq and is a predicted model, not a curated record. NCBI's taxonomy places the organism in Eukaryota, Viridiplantae, Streptophyta, Magnoliopsida, Brassicales, Brassicaceae.
CAACGAAUCGUGUCUGAAGAUUUUUUUCUCCAUGCAAAUUUGGAAAGCCCUAGAAUUAGAAGAACACCAACCAUACGCUGAAUACACAAUCAGGUUAAACUGAAUGCUCAAGGAUUAUUAAAAUUGAAAGCUUUUUCUUUUUGGUUAUCCUGCUGAUGGAAGAAGCAAAGUUAGAUUCAAAAUCGAAAUCGAUCCCGAAUGAGAAUUUGAGAUUCGGAGAGAGGGCUUUAUCUGCUGGUGGCGCCGCUUUUAUAUCGGCGGUCAUAGUCAAUCCUCUCGAUGUUGUUAAGACGAGAUUACAAGCACAGGCUGCAGGAGUUCCUUAUGAAGGCUCGUGUCGUCUGGGUUGUUUCGAUUCGAAUUCCACGUUGGUACAUGAUUUAAGAAGUAGUUCUUCUCCUGGGAUGUGUAGAAUCACUGGCUCUGCAUCUGUUUGCUCAGAUCAUCAGUACAAAGGAACCCUUGAUGUUUUCUACAAAAUUAUCCGCCAGGAAGGGUUUUCUAGGCUUUGGAGAGGUACAAAUGCAAGUUUAGCAUUGGCCGUUCCAACUGUUGGGAUCUACAUGCCUUGUUAUGAUUAUUUUCGCAAUAGAAUGGAGGGAUUUACAACAGAGAAGUCCCCAACUUUGACACCUUAUGUUCCACUAGUUGCUGGGAUAAUAGCACGCUCUUUGGCUUGUAUCUCUUGUUACCCUGUCGAGUUAGCAAAGACACGGAUGCAGGCAUUCAAGGGAACGCAAAGAGAUGUAAAACUGCCUGGCGUUUGGAAGACAUUAGUUGACGUCAUCAAUCCUGUCAAGGGAUCAAGUAAUGGACAAAACUACAGGAUGUUAUGGACUGGUCUCGGUGCUCAACUUGCUCGAGAUGUUCCGUUCUCUGCAAUCUGCUGGUCAAUACUUGAGCACACCCGGAGAAGCAUAUUCUCGUUCAUGGGUGAAGAACCAAGGGCAGGCAGUAUAAUAGGUGCGAACUUCACUGCUGGUUUUGUUGCGGGUGGAGUUGCUGCUGCAGUUACUUGCCCACUAGAUGUUGCAAAGACUCGGCGACAAAUAGAGAAGAAUAGAGAUAGAGCCAUGACAAUGACCACAAGACAGACCUUGGCAGAGAUUUGGAGGGAUGGAGGAAUGAGAGGGAUGUUUAGUGGAGCAGGGGCAAGAGUCGGAAGGGCAGGACCAUCAGUAGCCAUUGUGGUAUCUUUUUACGAAGUGGUCAAGUAUGGACUGCACAACUUUCACCAACAGUAACGCUUUACUGUAGUCACGUAUACAGAUAUUGUUUUUGAUGCCAAGAUAAAAAGAGAACACUUGGGCAUCAAAACUCAAAUAAAAUAGUUUGCCGUAUGAGGUGCUUUACACCUUAUAACAAAGGCAAAAGCCAAAAUUUAUUCUUUAUUUGUUUUUGUCAAGAAGGAAUAAUUUAUUCAACACAAUUCUUGCAUAUGUUAUUUGUUGUUAGUAUAAUUUUUUUGUGUAAAGAAGAGAAUAAUAAAGUUAUCUUCAA